Neopsephotus bourkii (Bourke's parrot) is the source of this 927-nucleotide messenger RNA. It is a transcript of the gene HESX1, whose product is annotated as HESX homeobox 1. Gene Ontology annotation, cellular component: nucleus. The coding region runs from base 171 to 770 and encodes 199 amino acids. Gene Ontology annotation, molecular function: DNA-binding transcription repressor activity, RNA polymerase II-specific; RNA polymerase II cis-regulatory region sequence-specific DNA binding. Gene Ontology annotation, biological process: regulation of transcription by RNA polymerase II; forebrain development; pituitary gland development. The record is from RefSeq and is a predicted model, not a curated record. Lineage: Eukaryota; Metazoa; Chordata; Aves; Psittaciformes; Psittacidae. The transcript has 5 exons.
GGGAGAAGAGCAGCCAAGGACUCUUUAGUAAAUUCUAGAUGUGUCCCUUAAUGGAAAGAAGAUUUUGCUUCUGCUGGAGAGUGAAGCUGUCUGGAUAAGCAUAGCUAUAAGGAGGACUGGUGGAGAAAUGCAAGUACAGUAUACCUGCUGUGCUGGCUGAAGGUGAAGGCAUGGCGAGCACCUCGCUGAAUGCUGCUAACACAGCUGCCUCUCAGAACCUUCGGAAGGGGUCUGGUUUUGUAGAAAAUAAACCCACACAGUGCUCAUUUUCCAUUGAAAGUAUUCUGGGACUGGAGCAGAAAAAAGAUGGUAUUCCAGCUGUGAAACCUCACAGACCAUGGAUGGAGGCAUGCACCAACUUGGUUUUAGGUGAUGACAGUAAUCCCCAUCUGCAAGUCCCUGUUGUUUGCUAUGAAAAUCCAUUAUUUCAUGCUAACAGUAAUCCAGUGCAAGAGGAGAAAGUUCUGAAAUGUGAAAAAUAUCUUUCAGUCACCGACAGGCUUUCUUUCAAACGAGAAUUGAGCUGGUACAGGGGUAGAAGACCAAGAACUGCAUUCACUAGAAACCAGAUUGAAGUCUUGGAAAAUGUUUUCAAAAUGAACUCUUACCCUGGCAUUGACAUUAGAGAAGAGCUGGCUCGCAAGUUAGAUUUAGAUGAAGACAGGAUCCAGAUCUGGUUCCAGAACCGUCGUGCAAAGCUGAAAAGAUCACACCGGGAAUCUCAGUUUCUAAUAGCGAAAAACACUUUUACCUCCAGCCUGCUGGAGUAGAAAGAAGGAUGGUUUGUUGUACUACAAUACGACAUGAAGAAUUAUUGGAGUUUUCAUAGCUUGUAUUAAGUAAUUAUGAUAGAUUAAUUAUGAAUUAUUAUAUCAAGAUUUCAAAGUUUAUAAUAAUUUUAAUUCAAAUAAACUGUAAAUACUUGAA